CACGGAAAGCGUUGGGCCCAUGGUGCGCCUGCCCCCCACACCGUGUUUGUGCUGCCGCCCUCGCAACAGAGUGUGUUUCUGCUCAGCCUCACAGACAUGGCUGCUUUAAGUAAGAUACCACACAGCUGCUACGAGGUCGGUCAUACCUGGCACCCGUCGUGUGUGCAGUCUGCCGCAGACAUAACUAAGGGGGCUCUGGAGGUGUCCUUCAAAAUUUACGCCCCUCUUUACCUGAUAGCAGCAGUUCUACGGAGAAAGAAGAAGGAUUAUUAUUUAAAGAGGCUCCUCCCUGAGAUCCUGUGGUCUACCUCUUUCCUUACUACCAAUGGAAGUCUCUUCAUUGUUUUCUUCUGCAUUCUCAGGAAAUUGCUUGGAGGGUUUUACCCAUGGUCCUCAGGGUUUGGGGCAGCUUUGCCAGCCUCCUACAUCGCCAUCCUUCUGGAGCGGAAGAGCAGGAGAGGUCUGCUGACAAUAUACAUGGCAAAUCUUGCCAGUGAGACUUUGUUCCGCAUGGCAGUGACACGAGGCAUCGUCAAGCCCAUUAGACACGGAGAGGUGCUCUUGUUCUGUAUAACUGCAUCAAUCUUCAUGUUUCUCUUCAGAAGCAACGACGGCCUUAAGGGCUUCGCAUUUUCUGCACUAAAAUUCAUUAUUGGGAAAGAAGAGAUUCCAACUCACUCUAACAUGGCAGACUCUGUUGGCACGCCAGCUGCCAUAGAGACCGAACACUCACAGGUCUCGGCAGAAAAAGCCGACCACAAGAGGAAAACUCUGAUCGCCUACACCAGGAAGCUGCUGGAAUCAAUAUGCAAACAUGGUCCAAGACACAGAUGUUGUAAACAUUACCAGGAUAACUGCAUUUCCUACUGUGUUAAAGGUUUCGUCAGGAUGUUCAGUAUUGGCUAUCUUAUCCAGUGUUGUCUCAAAGUGCCCUCAGCAUUCAGGCAGAUGUUCUCCAAACCAUCUCGGCUGCCUUCUGUCUUCUACAACAAAGAGAACUUCCAGCUGGGGGCCUUUCUAGGCUCUUUUGUCAGUAUUUAUAAGGGAACGAGCUGCUUGUUGCGCUGGCUGCGUAACAUUGAUGAUGAACUUCAUGCACUGAUAGCUGGCUUCCUGGCUGGUGUCUCGAUGUUCUUUUACAAAAGCACAAGCAUAACCAUGUACCUCUUCUCUAAGUUGGUGGAGACCAUGUACUUCAAAGGCAUUGAAGCAGGCCGGUUCCCUUACUUUCCACACGCAGAUACGAUUAUUUAUGCCAUCUCCACUGCUAUCUGUUUCCAUGCUGCAGUAAUGGAAGUGCAGAACCUCAGACCUUCAUACUGGAAGUUCCUGCUGCGUUUAACAAAGGGCAGAUUUGCUCUGAUGAAUCGAGAGCUGCUCGACGUGUUUGGGACAGAGGCAUCCAGGAAUUUUAAAGGGUUUGUGCCCAUGUUGGACCCUCGCUACACCACCGUAAUCAGCCGGACUGUGCUUCCACCUGGAGGGGACGCUAAGCUUGGGUGACUUGGGGCAAAAGUCUUGAGAUAAGACAAAAGAAAAGACAAGAGAAAGUGGACCGUUAGAGUUACUUAAGGCUUUGUAAAGAUGACAUACCUGAGAAGAAGAAAUAUUGUAGCGAUUCAAAACCUGAAGAUUGGGUCAAAGCAGGACAUUGUGACUUUCAUUUGUGAAGCAGCACAAGUAAGCAUACUGACAGUGAUUGAACACUUGCAGGUAGCAGGGAAAAAUAAAUAAGAUCCAUAAUUACUUUCAAAACAUAUCAUUUAGUUUUAAAAAAUUCUAGUGUAACUACACUGAGCAAAGCAGAAAUCUCACAAAGAAGCCCUUUUCCUUUCUGAGUAGAAGACCAGGCUCACAUUAGAUAACCUUCAAACCUACUGAUAAUCAGUCUUCAGUUAAUAAAUUGUUAUAAAUUCACUCUGGCAAAAGACUGCAUAUGAAAGGAAAAUAUAUGAUGUCCUCUUAAUACAUUUUAACCGUUUCAGAAAAUCUAAUAUUCUUCUCUGGUUCAUGAAAUUUAAAGUUAAAAUAAAGGAGAAAUUUAUUUCCAGCCUACUCAACAAGGACAUGACUAAAGCUAUAGUUUUUUUUGGCAGUAAAUACAAUUUAUGCUAAAAUGUAAACUAGAGUGAUGUAAAUAAUCUCAGUUUCACUAUGGCGUCCAACGUUCAGCUCUUUAUUCAGGAAGACUUAUGAUGUUAGCAGUUUUAGUUUACUGCAUAAAAACACACACUCGUUCAAUUUCCAGUCAUGUCUUUCAGUUUUAAGUCACCAUUUUGUUCUUUGUGACGACAUUGUUUCAUUGGUUUUGUUCAGAUAAGGGAUGGAAAGCAAAGACUGAAUAAAAUGUGGAGAAAGUAACUUCUUCGUUAGGUACUGGUGUGAGUACGUACGUAUGUGUUAAGCUGAAAGUUUUUUUUUAAUUUUUUUAUUUUCAUGAAAAUCUAUUCUGAGCCACAAAAGGGUCAAAGACCAAACGGUGCAUCACCAGUUAGCAUGUUUUAUCUUCGUGGGCCAGAUAUUUUCUGUUUUUAGACAAGAAUGAGUAAUGGAAGGUGAUGUGUGAUCAGUUAAUAUAAUUUCUUUCAUUCCAGCCAAAAAUAACGAAUCAGAUAAUUUCUUCAUAAUUAGUUUAAAAAAGUUCGCAGACAUAUUUAUUAAAUAACCACAUGUUAGCCAGCCAUAGGAAAUGAAUGUUUUUUCAGCAGUUUAUAAGAAAAAAAUAUUUUUGAAUCCGGUUUAGUGUCGCCAGAACGUUUGAGAUACUUCAUCUAGAGCUCCUAGUUUCCCUCAGAGUAUGAUGUUUUUUUUUCAGUCAAUGUUCAUUUCCUGUAAAUUGGAUCACAUUUACAUAUGCCUGAGAUA
This is a messenger RNA of Poecilia latipinna (sailfin molly), 2865 nucleotides long. RefSeq names its product transmembrane protein 135 (gene tmem135). The record is from RefSeq and is a predicted model, not a curated record. The transcript has 15 exons. NCBI's taxonomy places the organism in Eukaryota, Metazoa, Chordata, Actinopteri, Cyprinodontiformes, Poeciliidae. Bases 97 to 1503 code for a protein of 468 amino acids.